CACGGCGAUCCGUCCCAGGCCCCCCUGCUCUACCUGGUGGCCGCCCUCUGGGGACUGGGCAGCGCCCUGAACAAGACCAGUCUCAGCACGCUCCUGGGGAUGCUGUACCAGGACAAGGAGCGCCAGGACUUCAUCUUCACCAUCUACCACUGGUGGCAGGCGCUGGCCAUCCCCACACCCUUGCUCAACACGCCCUCUCCCCUCCCCCAGGCCAAGCUGUCCAUCAUGCUGCUGACCCUGCUGGCCUCCGUGCUCUCGUACCUGUGGAUGGAGCACAAACUGGUGGGGCACGUGAUCUACCGUGUGCCCAAGAUCCCCAAGCCGCGGCACAAGGUGCGGGGCUACCGCUACUUGGAGGCCGAGAACUCGGACGAGACGGGCUCGGAGGGGGAGGGGGAGUCGGAGCAGGACAGCGACGGCUCCCAGGGGGAGCAGGCCGGGCGCCGGCGGAAGUGCGCUUAUGAGCAGACGCUGGGGGAGGAAGAGGAGGAGAAGGUGGACUAGCCGCCCCACCCCCAUGCCUGCAUCCUUCACUAACUCACUGCAGCUUCCCUCCCAUGUCGCUCACUGAGUCUGGUGCUGGAUUGUCCCCCCGCUGCCCUGUGCCAGCCUGGUCUGGCGGCGUCCCCUGCCCUCUCGCAGGCCUGGAGGCAGAGCGGGUACCCACAUGCCAAGGCGACCUGCUGACUAUUCCAGAGGCACUGGGGUUCUGCCACGACUCCCAGGCCGUGUCCCAGGGCCGGCUGGCAAUGCAGCUGUUUAGCAUCAGGCCCUCUGGCCUGCCCCCCGGCAUGCCUCCUGCACUACUGGGGUCUCCUUUGUGCUGCUGGAGCUGGUCAGGAAACAGGCCUGCUCUCCAGGGGUAGGCACUGGCUUGUCAGCCCCGGCCUGUGCGUGGUGCUGUCCCUGGGGGGCCCGGCCCAGCCCUGGGAAGUGGGCAGCGGGGAUGUUCCCAUCUGCCAAGAGCAGCCGGCGCUUUUCCCGGCACAGCCAGGGCCCACAGACAGGGACAAGGCCUGGCCCGCAUGGCUCUCCUGGCAAAGCGAGAGUGUGGACCGGAGAGCCCUCUGCCAGCCCUCCCUUCCACGAGGGCCUCACCCUGCACUGCAGUGUAGCACCCCUCGGGCAGGUACCCUGUGAGCGGGGAAGCCCACGAGGCCAGGCCAGUCGGGGUGCUGGGGCUGCAGUGUCCUGCCCCACAGCACGGUGGCUGCGAGUUCCUGCUGCAAGCAAGAAGCAAAGCAGGCUGAGGCUUCAGGCCCUUCCCCUGCCCGCACUGUGUGGAUCUGGGCUGUGGGGAAUGCGGCUUGGGUCCUGUGGGGGCAGGGCACCCACAGGCCAGAUGCCCUGGCACCCUGGCCCAGACCAGCAGGUGCACGUUGGGGCCCACAGCUACCUCGCCAGGCUGGCUCCCUGGCCUCUCCUGAGGAGCCCCGAGGGCAAGGGGGACCGUGUGAGUGAUGGGGAAGGUUCCGUGGUGGCUGUUGGACCGAUGUUGGGGGGGACGACAACAGUUGGGGUGAUACGGAAGGUUCUAUGGCGGCUGUUGGAGCGAUGUGGAGGG
This is a messenger RNA of Pelodiscus sinensis (Chinese soft-shelled turtle), 1564 nucleotides long. Lineage: Eukaryota; Metazoa; Chordata; Testudines; Trionychidae. The record is from RefSeq and is a predicted model, not a curated record.